AGUUAAUUAAAAUUUGUUUUUAAAGGAAUGAAAACGUGCUUCUGUGGUGUGGCUGCGCCCAUUUCUGUUUAUAGUGAGAGAACUGAGGCUCCGAGGGUGUGGGUGCCACGCCCUUGACCAGUUGGCCUGUAAGCAGAGGGGCUGAUUGGAAACCUGCUCUGUCCGCCCCCAAACCUGAGCUGCUUCGUCUGUCACACGUGGACAUCCAUGGGUUAGGUUUAACUGUAGGCGAUUGCAAUAUUCAACCUUUUUUGACCUAUGAAAAUGACCAUUGUGUAUGGUUGAACCCAAUAUUAAACACAUCCUUCUCCCUGCCUUUUCUCACCCCUCCCUUCGGCUCUGAUGUCACCUGCAUAGCUUGCCCACCUUCCUGCUGGCGCUCCCUCUCUUCUCACCCCUGCAGGUGUCUCCCCUUCCACUGCCAUCUGGAAGCCUGUCCUCUUUGCCCCGCUGCUGCCAGGCACCUCCCAACACCACAGAGAUUGUCCAUGGGCAGAGAACAUAGGUCCCCACCUCAGGUCUGCUGCCAAACAGAAACAUCUGUAAAGAUGUGGAUGCUGAUUUUUUUUAACGGCUUUAUUGAGGUAUCAUUUGCAUGCUAUAAAAUACACCCAUCGUAAGUGUAUAAUUCAGUGAUCUUUUUCAUAAAUAUACAAAGUUGUACAACCCUAACCACAAUUCAGUUUUUAGAACAUUAAGGGGAAGCUGGUUUUAGAUGGUUGACAGGUGAAUUGGACCCCAUGGUAUAUAAUCAGCCCACGUGAAUCAGCUGCUCCCAGCUCUGAAGGCAGAGUUAGAGAAACUGGACAGUGAGCGCCGAGAAAGUGAAGGAUGGGAAUAACUUACCGUGGCCCCAGGCCGCGCUGAGUGACAUGCUAGACGGUGGCCUCAGCAGGCUGCACAUGGAGGGCAGUGUGUCAGGGCUGGGGGACCGGGAGCUGGGUGCACAGAUGAGUAGGUUUGACAGGAGUCCCAGGGUGCUCUGAGAGCAGAGGAGGCUGGCAGGGGACAUCCACCAGCAGGAAGAUGCAGAUACCAGUGCUGGGGGCAGAGAGAUGGAUUUAUGAAAUAGCAUUUUCAGUUUUGAAUUGUAAAAAUAGAUGUGUGAAGCUUUUUUCGUUUCUUUCUAAACAAGGAACAAAGUUGGUGUUUUUUUAAAUUUGUAUGGUUGCCUAGGGUGGGGUGUGUGUGUGCUUUUUAACUAAAUCUGUCCCCCUCGUGUGCCAGGGGCUUGCUUUGUACUCUUUUUGGUGGAUGCUGACACUGUACUGUUAUUUAUAACAUUUUUUAUAGUUUGGGGUAACUUUUCUGUUUUAAGCACAUAGCAUCACAAGCUCCCAGAUUCCAAUCCCAACAGAGCAUCUGGUCCACCCGCUGUCCCCCAGCACAAUGAUACUAAAAGACCCUGAGAGUCUACGCAUUUGUCCCCUCUCUCUGACCUAAAAAAGGGAGGUGUCACAACUUACAAUUUUUCUGUAUGUCUCACUUAACCCUCCCUCACCCAUCAGACAGAAGGGUGUUCACUCUCUUCCUAUCCUGGGUGGAAGUCAAGGACGGUGCAGUGACUAUGAAACAGUACUUUGUAUACUGAAAAUUGCAUUUGAAAUCUCUCCUCAGCCUGUCCUGGCCCAAACUCCUUACUCGCUUACGCUGUGUCCACCCCUGGGACCGUCUCUGGGUUUCUGCUCUGAUGGUGCUGUGGUUUUGCAGCUCACUCUCAGCUGCACCCAUGCCCCUGGGGAUGGGAGGGUCUGUCUGGUGCCUCGCUGCUGUAGUCUCUGCUUCUCCGAGCAUGGCCUGGGCUCUGGCUGGGCCCUGCUUGAACCCCACCCUCACUUUUAUAUGAUGGCUCUUAAGCCGGCCCCCGUAGUGAGGCAGGAUGCAGGCUUCUGGGGCCAGAGUGCCGUAGAGUGUCCUUUGCUUUGUUUCCCCUCCGCCAUCCUUAUCCUUCCCUUUUACUCAUAUCUGUGCCUUUGCCUGGCAUCCUGGGUCUACCCUCAGUGCACCCCCAGAAGCUGAGCUCUCCUCUGCAGCCCUCCUCCCCACCGCCAGCUACCCUGCUUCUGCCUGGCUGCUCCCCAGGGCAGUGUCCUCACCCCUACCCCCUGCAGUCUGCUCCCAGCAUGGCAGCCCGAGCAGCCCCCUGCUCAAGUCAGCCGACUGUCACUUUGCAGCCCGCUCUGGGCACUAGGGCCUGUGCGCCUGCCGGUCCCUCUGCCAGCAAACUGUGUAAACACCACCUGUGAGCCCCUGUUCAGAGUGGCCCCACCUGUCUCUCCUGCCACAUGCCCCGUCUUCUUUGUCCCGCUCUGCUUUCCCUUCUCCGUACCUUUUGGCACCUGAGAAUAGACGAUACUGUUCACUUAUUUUUUUCCGCCCUGUGGCAUUGCAUGCUUUUCCCCUGCUAGGGUGCACGCUCUCCUGAGAGCAGGAAUCCUGGGGUUUUUGUUGCUGUUGUCAGUGCAUUCUAAUGUCUAGAAUGUAGACAUUACAUACCACCUGGCAUGUAGUAGGUGCUCAGUAAAUACAGCAUCCAUGCAGGGGGCCUGCCUUUCUGUCUUCCUCUCUCCUCUCUCCACUUGGCUCCCCCAUCAAGCUGGGGCCCCCGACAGGCGUUACCCACUUGCUGUCACAGAUAAGAAGGCCAGUUGUCGGUGGUCAGGGUCAAGUGAGAUUCAUUCUCUGCCCAGUACCGCUUGUCUGCCUCCCCUAGGCCUGAGAUGACUCCCUGAAAACCACCUUCAGCAUCUUGCCAGCUGCACGGCUAUUAAACGUCUUCUGCGGUUACUGAUGAGCGUAUUCUACGAGAAGCCUGUGAGAAGCAAGAGCUCAUGUCUGUGCUGUCUGAGCAGUGAGGGAGGAUGCUGGAUGGAGCUAGACCAGCUCUGGGGUCCCUCCAGCUCUGGCUUCUCAGCAUCUUUCUCGGCAGCCAGGCCUGUCACUGUGCCACACGCACAAAUAAAGACUAGAUGUGUCUGACGGGAAGCCAGGGUGUUAGCAAAUUACUUUCUGCUAUGAAUCACAGGACAGUUGUGCUGGAAGAGAGCACUGUUUUUUCUUCCAGGGUUUGUAUCCAAGUAUAAUAGUGGUUUCCAGACUUACACAUGGCAGAUCCCACCGAAGCCGUUUAGAAUGGAAGAGAACGAGCCUCAUAGGUGCAGAAGCCCAGCCCGGAGAGUGGAGGAGCUCGCUCAGAGGCACACGGCGUGGAGGUCUGCAUAGGUGAAAGACAGAUUUCACACCAUAAAUUGCACAGAUGGUUACUUUUGUGGACAGUCGGCCACUGGUUCCAAGCAAGAGGGUUACCGUCACCAGUCUGCCCUGAUGUUUCUUAUAUUCUAAAUGCCAAGCAGGAUUCCUGGGAGCCCUGGAGGAGCUGCGACUCCAUAUGCACACCCUACAGGGUCCUGUCUGAAUACCACUGGAACCUUUGAGAAGAGCCUUGGGGUUUCACUAAUUGCUGUUCAGUGGCCUGGCCCUCUGUCCUACGUUUUCUCUCUCUUAUGAUGGUUACGGAGGGUGCGCAUUCCUGCAGCAGAGGAGGCACCCCGAAGAAACAGGGUGCUGUGCACACAAAAUGCUGUGACCGACCUUCCUUCUCAGCUGAGUGCAGGACUCGGCUCUAUCUGCUGCACCAGCUGAGGAAGCCAGAAGGCCCGACUUCUGACCUCCCCCAAAUACAAGGCUGGAGCACCUUUUCAUCCUUCCUCAUCUUAGCUGGCUGCUCCUCAGCCAGAGGCUCUCAAAAGGAGCUCAGCCCAGGCCCCUCCUUUAGCUCCCCUCCGCUGGUGAGAUGAACAGGCCACCUCAGAUCAGGAAGCCCCCAGUCUGUGUUGAGGCAGGAAGGGGAGACAGGGUCCACAGAGACAUUUAUUCCGGGACAGAAGAUGGUACAAGAUCGUGCUUCACAGCCAGUGCAAGGGGGCUGAUUAGUUCUGCUUGGGCAGGUCAGGAAGGCUUCCUGGAGGAGGCAAUGUCUGGGCAAGGCCUCAGACAGAGAAAGCGAGGAAAGGUGUUCUAGGUGGAAUGAGCUCAGGGGAGUGCAAGUUGCUGGGAGUCCCACGAGGAGCAGCAAGCCUGGGGCAGGGAGGAGGUCUUCUGUGACAGCUGAGGUUUAGGUUUCAUGGGCCAGAGGAAACAGACCUCCUGAAACUCCUUGGAAUUUAAUAUUUAACCCUCUCAGUAUUGAUUUGCUCUCCUGCCGGUGUGUCCUUGGAGUGCUUUUCAGAUCCCAUGGAAACCUCUCGUAGCCCACACGGCACAGCCCUGCCUUCCUUCAGGGGGCCCCCGGGAACUUGUGAGGGCUGGGUGUGCCCGAGGCUUGCUGACCCCCACCCUGGCAACCGAGGCACAGGCUCAGAGUCCGGCUUGUGGGGAGCCGUCCUCCUGCUGAGAUUGUGCUUUUAAAACUCAAGAGCCCUGUCUUCCCGGCCCUGCGGCCCUCCCAGUCCUGCCCCCAGCUCCAUCCUGCUCACCGUGUGGUGUGGAGGCUAAGGGUCGGCCACUCCGGCUUCAUGAGCCAUUCUUGUGUUCUUUUCCCCUACCUCUGUUGGUUUUAUUCUAUUUUUCCUGGCCAUAAUUCUCUAAUCCUGUGUAUAAAUGUACGCGUGUGUGUGUGUGUGUGUGUAUAUAUAUAAUUUUCAUAUCUGCAAAAAGUUUGGGGCCUUUGAAUGGGAGGGAAGAAAUAAGAAAAAGAAAACUAAUCUUGCAGGCAUUUUAAUUGUUCUAAAAUUUCCUCUUUCAUCCUUGAGAGAGAAGGUUCAGAAAAGCAACCAAGUGCUGUUUCAAACUACCCCAUUUCCAUCCUGCUUCUUUGCCUCUGUGCUGCUUUUUGGAUCCAGAAACGAGGUCUCCAGUCCAUGUGCGGUGCUGGGGCACUUGGGCCGGGAGCCGAGGCUUUCCUUUCCCAGGAAGCUGCAGAGUUUGGCUGACACCAAGCCCAGCUGAGCGUCACAGCGCGGCCCACACGCCGGCCUCCGAGCACCCACGGAUCUGCCUGGAGACCAGACUUUGUUAGUAAACUUCCUAGCGAUGGCCUGGGCACACAGAGAACGCGCCGCUGGCUGUGACAGCCACACCAUGGCUUCCAGCAGGCCUGCUCUCUGUGGCCGCCGCCGUCUGCAGAGGAGCGAAGAGAUGCUGUUUGUCAAAGGGAAGAGCAUGGAGGAAAUCAAGAAGGUGCUGCUCCUGGUGCUGGGCUGUGCCGUCCAGUGUGAGAGGAAAGAGGAGUUCAUUGAAAGAAUCAAACAGCUGGACAUUGAGACCCAGGCUGGCAUCGUGGCCCAUAUCCAGGAGGUGACUCACAACCAAGAGAACGUGUUUGACCUGCAGUGGCUGGAGCUGCCCGACGUGGCUCCGGAGGAGCUGGAGGCCCUCUCGAGGAGCAUGGUGCUCCACCUGCGGAGGCUCAUCGACCAGCGGGACGAGUGCAGCGAGCUGAUUGUGGACCUCACUCAGGAGCGUGACUACCUGCAGGCGCAGCAUCCACCCAGCCCCGUCAAGUCCUCCAGCGCUGACUCCACUCCCAGCCCCACCAGCAGCCUCUCCAGUGAAGACAAGCAGCACCUGGCCGUGGAGCUGGCUGACACCAAGGCCAGGCUGCGGCGCGUCAGGCAGGAGCUGGAGGAUAAGACAGAGCAGCUUGUGGACACCAGACAUGAGGUGGACCAGUUGGUGCUGGAACUGCAGAAAGUUAAGCAGGAGAACAUCCAGCUAGCAGCAGACGCCCGGUCUGCUCGUGCCUAUCGAGACGAACUGGAUUCCCUGCGGGAGAAGGCAAACCGCGUGGAGAGGCUGGAGCUGGAGCUGACCCGCUGCAAGGAGAAACUGCACGACGUGGACUUCUACAAGGCCCGCAUGGAGGAGCUGAGAGAAGAUAAUAUCAUUUUAAUUGAAACCAAGGCCAUGCUGGAGGAACAGCUGACUGCUGCUCGGGCCCGGGGCGAUAAAGUCCAUGAACUGGAAAAGGAGAACCUGCAGCUGAAAUCAAAGCUUCACGACCUGGAAUUGGACCGGGACACAGAUAAGAAACGAAUUGAGGAGCUGCUGGAAGAAAACAUGGUCCUCGAGAUUGCCCAGAAGCAGAGCAUGAACGAAUCUGCCCACCUUGGCUGGGAGCUGGAGCAGCUGUCCAAGAGCGCAGACUUGUCAGACGCCUCCAGGAAGUCGUUUGUGUUUGAGCUGAACGAAUGUGCGUCCAGCCGCAUCCUGAAGCUGGAGAAGGAGAACCAGAGCCUCCAGAGCACCAUCCAGGGGCUGCGGGAUGCGUCCCUGGUGCUGGAGGAGAGCGGCCUCAAGUGCGGGGAGCUGGAGAAGGAAAACCACCAGCUCAGCAAGAAGAUUGAAAAGUUACAGACCCAGCUGGAGAGAGAAAAGCAGAGCAACCAAGAUCUGGAGACCCUCAGUGAGGAGCUGAUCAGAGAGAAGGAGCAGCUGCAGAGUGACAUGGAGACCCUGAAGGCUGACAAAGCCAGGCAGAUCAAGGACCUUGAGCAGGAAAAGGACCACCUCAACCGAGCCGUGUGGUCGCUGCGGGAAAGGUCGCAGGUCAGCAGCGAGGCCCGCAUGAAAGACGUGGAGAAGGAGAACAAAGCCCUCCACCAGUCAGUGACAGAGGCCAAUGGCAAGCUCAGCCACUUGGAGUUUGAGAAGCGGCAGCUGCACAGGGACUUGGAGCAGGCCAAGGAGAAGGGAGAGCGGGCGGAGAAGCUGGAGAGGGAGCUGCAGCGACUCCAGGAGGAGAAUGGGAGGCUGGCCAGGAAGGUGACCUCCCUGGAGACGGCCGCUGAGAAAGUCGAGGCCCUGGAGCAUGAGAGCCAGGGCCUGCAGCUGGAGAACCGGACGCUGAGGAAGUCUCUGGACACAUUGCAGAACGUGUCCCUGCAACUUGAGGGCCUGGAGCGUGACAAUAAGCAGCUGGACGCAGAGAACCUAGAGCUGCGCAGGCUAGUGGAGACCAUGCGCUUCGCCAGUACCAAGCUGGCACAGAUGGAGAGGGAGAACCAGCAGCUGGAGCGUGAGAAGGAGGAGCUGAGGAAGAACGUGGAGCUGCUCAAGGCGCUGGGCAAGAAGUCAGAGCGCCUGGAGCUCAGCUACCAGAGCGUGAGCGCCGAGAACCUCCGGCUGCAGCAGAGCCUGGAGAGCAGCAGCCGCAAGACGCAGACCCUGGAGAGUGAGUUGGGCGAGCUGGAGGCCGAGCGCCAGGCACUGCGGCGGGACCUGGAGGCCCUCCGGCUGGCCAAUGCACAGCUGGAGGGAGCUGAGAAGGACAGGAAGGCCCUGGAGCAGGAGGUGGCCCAGCUUGAGAAGGAUAAGAAGCUGCUGGAGAAGGAGGCCAAGCGGCUGUGGCAGCAGGUGGAGCUCAAGGACGCAGUCUUGGACGAUAGCACUGCCAAACUGUCUGCAGUCGAGAAGGAGAGCCGUGCGCUGGACAAGGAGCUGGCCCGCUGCAGGGACGCGGCCGGCAAGCUGAAGGAGCUGGAGAAGGACAACCGGGACCUCACCAAGCAAGUCACCGUGCAUGCGAGGACGCUGACGACUCUGAGGGAGGACCUGGUGCUGGAGAAGCUGAAGAGCCAGCAGCUCAGCAGUGAGCUGGACAAGCUGAGCCAGGAACUGGAGAAGGUCGGCCUCAACAGGGAGCUGCUGCUGCAGGAGGACGACAGCGGCAGUGACACAAAAUACAAGAUUUUGGAGGGCAGAAAUGAAUCAGCAUUAAAAACAACACUAGCCAUGAAAGAAGAAAAGAUUGUGCUUUUGGAAGCACAGAUGGAAGAGAAAGCGAGCCUAAAUCGCCAGUUAGAGAGCGAGCUGCAGAUGCUGAAGAAGGAGUGUGAGACCCUCAGGCAGAACGAGGGAGAGGGGCAGCACUUGCAGAACUCUUUCAAGCACCCUGCGGGGAAGACAGCCGCCAGUCACCAGGGGAAGGAGGCCUGGGGGCCCGGCCACAAGGAAGCCACCAUGGAGCUUCUCCGAGUGAAGGACCGGGCCAUCGAGCUGGAGCGGAAUAACGCAGCUCUGCAGGCUGAGAAGCAGCUGCUCAAGGAACAGCUGCAGCACCUGGAGACCCAGAAUGUGACCUUCAGCAGCCAGAUCUUGACACUGCAGAAACAGAGCGCCUUCCUGCAGGAGCACAACACCACACUGCAGACACAGACCGCCAAGCUGCAGGUGGAGAACUCCACACUGAGCUCCCAGAGUGCCGCGCUCACCGCGCAGUACGCGCUGCUUCAGAACCACCACACGGCCAAGGAGACGGAGAACGAGAGCCUGCAGAGGCAGCAGGAGCAGCUUACAGCGGCCUACGAGGCCCUGCUGCAGGACCACGAGCACCUGGGAACGCUGCACGAGCGGCAAUCGGCCGAGUACGAGGCCCUCAUCCGCCAGCACAGCUGCCUGAAGACGCUGCAUCGGAACCUGGAGUUGGAGCACAAGGAGCUCGGGGAGAGACACGGUGACAUGCUGAAGCGCAAGGCGGAGCUGGAGGAGCGGGAGAAGGUCUUGACCACGGAGCGGGAGGCGCUGCAGCAGGAGCAGAGGACAAACGCCCUCGCUGUGGGCGAGAACCAGAGGCUGCGGGGCGAACUGGACAGGGUCAAUUUCCUGCACCACCAGCUGAAGGGGGAGUACGAGGAGCUGCACGCUCACACCAAGGAGCUGAAAACCUCACUGAACAACGCGCAGCUGGAGCUCAACCGCUGGCAGGCCCGCUUUGACGAGCUGAAGGAGCAGCACCAGACCAUGGACAUCUCGCUGACCAAGCUGGACAACCACUGCGAGCUGCUCUCCCGUCUCAAGGGGAACUUGGAGGAAGAAAAUCAUCACCUCCUGAGCCAGAUCCAGCUGUUGAGCCAGCAGAACCAGAUGCUUCUAGAGCAGAACAUGGAGAACAAGGAGCAGUACCAUGAGGAGCAGAAGCAGUACAUAGACAAAUUAAAUGCCUUACGAAGACAUAAGGAAAAGCUGGAAGAAAAAAUCAUGGAUCAAUACAAGUUCUAUGAUCCUCCUCCAAAGAAGAAGAACCACUGGAUUGGAGCCAAAGCCUUAGUCAAACUCAUCAAACCAAAGAAAGAGGGUUCGAGGGAACGCUUAAAAUCCACCGUGGACAGCCCUCCCUGGCAGCUGGAGUCCCCAGACCCCGCCUCGCCGGCGGCCUCUCAGCCUCUCAGAUCACAGCCCGAGAUCUCCGACACCCCCCCACUGGGCUCCAGCUGUACAGAAGAGCGCGACGCCCACAACGGGUCUGCGGGGAAAGGCCCUGGGGAUCCAAAACCAAAGCGAGGCUCCCCGCACAGAGGCAGCCUUGACCGCACAGAUGCCUCCACCGAUCCGGCCAUGAGGUCCUGGCCCUCGGAGCUGGGCUCCCGGACCUGCUCAACUUCAGCCACCACUACAGCCCCCUCCAGCUCCACCCCCAUCGCCCGGCACCCGGGCCGCACCAAAGCCUAUAACUCAGAUGACAACCUCUGCGAGCCAUCCCUGGAGUUUGAGGUCCCCAACCACAGGCAGUACGUGUCGCGGCCAAGUAGCUUAGAGAGCAGUAGAAACACAUCCAGCAACAGCUCACCUCUUAACCUAAAAGGCUCCUCCGAGCAGCUCCAUGGCCGGUCCGAGAGCUUCAGCAGCGAAGACCUGAUCCCUAGCAGGGACCUGGCCACUCUGCCCCGGGAAGCCAGCACACCAGGACGCAAUGCCCUCGGCCGCCACGAGUACCCCUUGCCCCGGAACGGGCCCCUCCCACAGGAGGGUGCCCAGAAGAGGGGCACAGCUCCUCCCCACGUCGGAGUGCGGCCCUGCUCGGCCUCCCCCAGCAGUGAGAUGGUCACCUUGGAGGAGUUCCUGGAGGAGAGCAACCGCAGCUCCCCCACCCACGACACUCCCAGUUGCCGGGAUGACCUGCUGAGUGACUACUUUCGAAAGGCCAGCGAUCCCCCAGCCAUCGGAGGCCAACCAGGACCACCUGCCAAGAAAGAAGGGACCAAGAUGCCCACCAGCUUUGUGGCCCCCACCGUCAAGGUGGCCACCCCCACUUUGGAGGGGAGGCCGCUGAAGCCCGGGCAGUAUGUAAAGCCAAACUUCAGACUGACUGAGGCCGAGGCCCCACCCAGCGUGGCCCCGAGACAGGCCUUGCUUCCCCAGAGCCUGUCUCUGGGCAGACCCCGGCAGGCUCCGGUGCCCCCAAUUUCCCACGCACCUGCCAGCCGCAGUGCCUCCCUGAGCCGGGCCUUCAGCCUGGCCUCAGCUGACCUUCUCCGGGCCAGCGGGCCAGAGGCCUGCAAACAGGAGUCCCCUCAGAAGCUGGGGCCUCCUGAGGCCUUAGGGGGCAGAGAGACAGGCAGCCACACCCUGCAAAGCCCAGCACCCCCCAGCUCCCACAGCUUGGCCCGGGAGCGGACCCCACUUGUGGGAAAGGCUGGCAGCUCCUGUCAGGGCCCAGGUCCCCGCAGCCGGCCGCUGGACACGAGGCGCUUCUCCCUGGCUCCCCCAAAGGAGGAAAGGCUGGCCCCCCUGCAUCAGUCUGCCACAGCCCCCGCCAUUGCCACUGCAGGUGCUGGUACUGCUGUUGCUGGCAGUGGCAGCAACUCCCAGCUCCCACACUUCUCACCUGCUGCAGCCCCGGCUGCCAGGACCAAGCCCAAGGCGCCCCCACACUCGGGAGAGGUGGCCACCAUCGUCCCCGUCCGGGCGGGGCUCAGCCUCUCAGAGGGAGACGGGGUCCUGGGGCAGGGCGGCAGCGAGGGGCUCCCGGCCAAGAGCCCAAGUCGGUCUUCUGAUUUGGCUCCCCACCCCGGCCGGGUCCCUGAGGACUGCAGUCGAGGGAGCAUGUCCAAGAGCACUCCUGCCUCCCCGGAGCCAGGCGGGGACCCACAGACCGUGUGGUAUGAGUACGGCUGCGUGUGACUGUCUCGUGGUUGAGCUUGCAAACCUGAAAACUACUGACACGCCUUCUGACUCUCACGGCCUUUUCUCCUGCUUGCCUGCGGUGUCAGGAAAGGGUUUGGAAUGAGGAAAGGGGUUCCCAUGCAUUUCUGCUGUUUGUUCUGUGAAUGGAAACACUGUGCCAAGUCCCAAGAGGAUUACGCUUCCAGGUGUGUAACGUGUUUUCUGUGUCUGCCGCUUCCAGCAGCUGAUAUCUUUGGAACAAAUCCACGUCAGCAUGGGGACAAAUUAGGAUGCAGUGACAAACUGACUUCCCCCAAAGCAGACGCGUCUCCAGUAUGUCCCAGUAGAACACUCAUUUGCAAUGUGUUGAGCUCCAUUAAGCACACACACACUCACACAACAGGCUCACAAGGCUCAGGCCUGGCGGGUUGAAAAGCCCACUCCCUCUCCCAAAGGCCAUUGGGUCCCAGGAGAAGCCCAGACUGGUAAUACUAAGGUCUCCAGGGCCUUGGGCAGACCCCAGAGGCAGGCCUGCUGGUAAAAAGUGAGAGAGCUGCUGUUCCAUUCCUGGGUUCCCAAGCACUUCCCUUUACCCCAGGACCCAGGGCAGCUGGUGGUGGCCUUGGCCAUUUGCCCCCAGCCUCCAGCUGGCUCCUGAGCUCUGCACCGGGGAGUUUGGGGACCACAUAGCUACCUGCCUUCCUAGAUUUCCCUGGCUCACUUUUCUGCAAACACUGGAUCUGCCAGGCCUGGGGAUUGGGGGGCAGGACAGAGGCCCCCAUCCAGCCCCCUCCAGGCCAGUGUGCACAGUGCACCGAGGGGUCACCCGCACAGAGCAAGGUGCAAGCUUGAUGUAUAACCUGGCUGCAGCACCCGACUUCCCCAGUCUCAGAUGGGGUGUUGAUUGAUUUCUGAGUAACUUUUUGGGUAUAGAAACCAGUUUUUUUUAAUAUAUGACAUAUAUAUGUACACACUCAUGUGAAAUAUGUAUACUUGGGGGGGGAUCUAUUUAUGCUCCAGUGGGAGUCCCUCUCUCCUGUCAGGAAUCUCACCUGCUGCUUUGUGUCUUUGGUCAGAUUCCUGACAAUUUAGUUUCCUGUUAUAAAGGUGCUUUUCCUGGGGUGAACUAAACCUAUUGAUUUUUUUUUUUUAAAUUUUUUUCCCUUUUGAUUUAAUAUACUGAGAAAGAAAUGGGAGACUUUUGAAUGUUAACAAGAUCCAUUUUAGGAGUGUUUGGGGUUGUGUAUUAAAUAGCCGUUCGUUCUGGAACUCAAGGACAGGAUUGUAAUAAAAUGGAAUGGAACCGAA
This is a messenger RNA of Cercocebus atys (sooty mangabey), 12189 nucleotides long. RefSeq names its product coiled-coil domain containing 88C (gene CCDC88C). The record is from RefSeq and is a predicted model, not a curated record. The transcript has 27 exons. Gene Ontology annotation, molecular function: microtubule binding; dynein light intermediate chain binding. The coding region runs from base 5032 to 10899 and encodes 1955 amino acids. Lineage: Eukaryota; Metazoa; Chordata; Mammalia; Primates; Cercopithecidae. Gene Ontology annotation, biological process: cytoskeleton-dependent intracellular transport; cytoplasmic microtubule organization. Gene Ontology annotation, cellular component: centrosome; cytoplasm.